GGUACAGAUGACGACGACGAUGAUGACGAUGAUGAGGACACCCCCAAAAAGAAGACAAAGAAAAAGACAACAAAGGACAGCUCUCCGUCUGCAAGUUCUGCCAAAGAAAAGAAAUCUAAAUCUAAAGGGUGCUGGGGACACAAGACUUGUGCCACAAGAUAGGACAAAGAUUCAGAUGGAAAGGAAAAAAAGUCAAAGGACAAGACAAAGGAGAAGGACAAGAAGAAAGAACCAGCUUCAAUGUUCCAGAUAAGCGGAGACAAAGACUCAAAGAGCAAGAAGAAAGCUGCCAAAUCAGAGAGUGACGACAGUGAAGAGGAGACAAAGUCAACCAAAUCAAAAAAGAAAGCCACAGCCAGCUCAGCAUCCUUGUUUCAAACAUCAGGAGACAAGGACAAGGACAAAGACAAGAAGACAAAAAAGAAAGCAAAGGCAGAACAGAGUGAUGAUUCUGAGUCAGAAAAAGAAGAAAAAUCAAAGAAGAAAAAGGGCAAAGGGAAGAAAAAAAAGGAGAGAUCUCCAUCACCUGAGAUCGAGUUUGAUGACCUGGAGAAGUUCGUGAUGCAGCCAGCUCCGCAGGGCGUGACGGUCAAAUGCAGAGUGACUCGAGACCAGAGAGGGAUGGACAAGAGCCUGUAUCCGACGUAUUACCUUCAUCUCGACAACGAAAAAAAGACGUUCCUGUUGGCCGGGAGGAAACGGAAAAAAAGCGCAACUUCAAAUUACCUCAUCUCCAUUGAUGCCACAGAUUUAUCAAGAGGUGGAGAGAAUUUUGUGGGAAAGUUGAGGUCCAAUUUAAUGGGAACUAAGUUCACCGUAUUCGACAAUGCUCUGAAUCCAGAUAGAGCUCUACCAGACUUGUCUAAUGCACGGCAGGAGUUAGCAGGCAUCAUCUAUGAAACAAAUGUCCUUGGGAUGAAAGGGCCCAGGAGGAUGACGGUCAUCAUUCCAGGAAUGAGUAAGGACAACGAGCGUGUACCUUUCAGACCAAGAAGUGAUUGUGACGGCUUGUUGAUAAGACACCAGAAUAGAAGGAUGGACAAUAUGAUCGAGCUUCACAACAAGACGCCUGUGUGGAACGAGGAAACAGCGUCUCAUGUGCUCAACUUUAACGGCAGGGUCACCCAGGCCUCCAUCAAGAACUUCCAGAUAGUCCAUAGCAAAGACUUGGACUACAUCGUGAUGCAGUUUGGCAGAAUAGCCGAUGACAUUUUCACGCUGGACUUCAACUACCCGAUGUGUGCCAUACAGGCCUUCGCCAUCGCGCUCUCCAGCUUCGAUGGUAAAAUCGCAUGUGAAUAACAGACAGAUCCGCACUCGUCCGCUCAACUGAAACCAGUAUGCAACACGCCCACACUCAUAUCCGAACAACUCACGUCUUUGGACUCUCCCUCAAUGCUUCCUGUGAACUGCACUGAUAACAAACGGUGCAUCCUUUAAUGAGACAGUAACUGCUGGUAUGCGAUAUCUUCAUGGGCGUGUGGCUCAUUCCAGGUGUAAGAAACAUAAUUGGUUUCAUAUUAUCGUCUUAUCUCGCAUGGUAUGUCACAGGACAGACUCCUUGUUUUUGUAUCAGUGAAUUACUGUGAAUCACAGACAGACACACAUUACGUUAAAGUCCUCCAUUGACUGAAGAGUUGUGGAUUUUUUUCAGAGGAUUAUGUGUACACCUCGACGAUGUAGGUGUUUUAAGAUUAUACUCACAUUAUAAAAGAUGCUAAACUGUGUCUGUGUCUAUAUGUUGACUUUGUAUUGCUAAAAUACCAACAGGUCACAAACCUCUUUCGUCAGAUGUGAGAAAUGCAAACAACCCAAGAACUAUGUCAUACUGCAAAGAAUUUAGAGAUAUUAUGACUCUAAACAACACGAUUUCUCUCACAAAAUGACAGACUCGUACAACACACUGUCUAUAUGUUAGUUACUUCAGUAACACUCUUCGAUUUAGACGUGUAGUGUUUUGUUAUAGAAAUGUACCCAGUGUUCAAGUGUCACGUUUUGACAAAAUAUUUGAUAAGUUUUAUUUCCCUGCUUAUCUCAGCUGACUGGUUCUGAUUUGAGCUCCUGUAGGUUUUUUUUUCUAUAUUUCUUUUUUUGGGGUUUAACAUUUUGUGAAAUUCAUCUAUUUUUCUGAACACUGCCUUUGAUGCAUUUCUAGGCUUGUUGUAAUAUUGUUAUUUAAUAAAGCACAUGGAUGAAUUUC
Messenger RNA from Acanthopagrus latus (yellowfin seabream), 2200 nucleotides. RefSeq names its product tubby-related protein 1-like. Gene Ontology annotation, cellular component: cilium. The coding region runs from base 241 to 1302 and encodes 353 amino acids. Gene Ontology annotation, molecular function: actin filament binding. Gene Ontology annotation, biological process: protein localization to cilium. The transcript has 11 exons. The record is from RefSeq and is a predicted model, not a curated record. Lineage: Eukaryota; Metazoa; Chordata; Actinopteri; Spariformes; Sparidae.